This is a messenger RNA of Tricharina praecox, 2761 nucleotides long. RefSeq lists its product as uncharacterized. The transcript is spliced from 5 exons. Lineage: Eukaryota; Fungi; Ascomycota; Pezizomycetes; Pezizales; Pyronemataceae. The record is from RefSeq and is a predicted model, not a curated record. The coding region runs from base 156 to 2594 and encodes 812 amino acids.
UCUCCUUCUCCCUCUCCUCCCCUCUCCUCCCCCCUCCUCCCCCGCCCUUUCACACUCGUUUCUACAUCUUCUCUCACAAACCGACACCUUUUCCCCCCUUGGCUUUACGCACAACUACAAACCAUCUGGACACAACUAACAACUCUGCGGUCAUCAUGACCGAUUCCGACUUGGACGAGAUGGAGACGGAAACUGGGCAGCUACCGGCUUUCCAAGGCGCCACGAAAGCGAUACGUCCUGAAAUCAUUAACCGUACGAAUGCCUACCUCGAGAAGCUGAUGGCUAUCUCUCGUCCUAAGAACAACCUCCCUCCCGCCAAGGCCACCCGCCCUCCAUCUCCUACAAUGGCACCCGCCCAGACUUCUGGUCCUCUACCGCCCCACCUGAGACCUGUUAGGGAUAAGGGUGUUGCCGGUCCCCGUCUGGACGAUGCCAAAAAACUGCCCCCACCUUCUCCUUCACUGCUUCCUUCGGAGCAUUUCACUACCCCUAGUUUUUCCUGCCCCCCGUCCUCUCCCAUAUCACCGAAUUCACCUCUGAUGACUACUGCUCACGAGAAUAGUCGUCUUUCACCUCCGGACUCGACCUCUGAAGAGUUUUAUCCACACAAGAAGAGAACUUCGGUUGAAGCUAAGAUCAAAUCUUCCAGCGCCGAGUAUGCCAGGCCUGGCAACACGAAGUCCGUACCUCGUGCUCCGUCUAUUGAUAUCGACGAGAAUGAUGAAGGCACCUCGAUCGGUUUGUUGCGCAACCUUGUUAAUGCCGUUCCCAAGACUAUGAUUAUGGUUCCUGGUAAGCUACUCAUAGACUUGCUUGAAGCCCACAAGAGCAUCAAGAUCCGUUUGGACGCUACUGUGGACACCCUCUUGGAUUACCAGGAGGACCAAGCCAGGGUCAAUAUCGCGAAGGACUACUUCAUACACUUUAUACAGAACAGCGGCUUUGACGCCAAAGGCUUGUGGUGGAAGUCGUACAAGGCGGCCGAUACGUGGAUCGACGCUGUACUCGCUGACGAGCAAACGUACAUCGGUGUCACUCCCGAUGACCUCGACGAAGAAUCGUGGUUGGCCGAAGUCCUGCGCUUGCGUGGACUCCCAAUUCCCGACCGUCGUGAAUCGGUGGUUGAUGGAAAUGAGAAUCCUGCGGAUAACGAGACGGCGAAGCCAUCACCUGUCAAGAAAGCAGUUUCAUCGAUUCAACUCGCGCACGAUGUCAAGCGGGCUGUUGCAGACAUGGAGCGCCAACAUGCAUUGGGCAUCCUCCCGAAAGAAGACAAGCCUAAGUUUUUCGCUCCUUUACCUGCCAGGGUUUCAAUUCCUGUACCUGUACCGACCAUUCAUCCGCGCCCAUUGUUGCCAGUAGACACCAAGGUGGACCAGAUCGGCAUCCAACAGGAACGAUUCGAGCGACCUAUGUCUCCCCCAGUGUUUCAUCUCACGUCCAAAGAGCAGAACAACCAGUGGCCUGCUCAGGUGAAGCAUCAGAAGAGCUCGCCACCGCUUCGCAUCUAUUAUCCGCCCGGCAACGAUUCUGAGACGGAUCAUGACGAGCUUCUUAAGGACCCGGGUAUCCCUUCAGGAGGUUCCGUCGGCUACUAUAUGUCCGACUACUCGGAUAUGCCCGUGGUCACCCAACAGCUUCGACCUAGUGCGCCUAGGCAAAUCGAACCCACGCCUAGGCAAAUCGAACCCGCGCCUAGGCAAAUCGAACCCGCGCCUAGGCAACCCGAACCUGCGCCUCCAGUGGAUGAUACGCCCGUCUACUACGGUGAAAGCUUUGACCUCCUUGCCGAAGAACAGGAACGAGGUUUGGGACUCGACUGGUUCGAGGGAAGACGUUCUGCUGAGAGAGCGCACUGGGCCGACCGUGGUCUUUCGCCUCGGCUUCAGACUCGGGGACUUCGUCCCCCGAAGCGCGAUGGCAACAGUGAGGAUGAAAGGUCACCGUACCUCCGCGACGGAAAGCUUGACCCUCGUUACCGUAAGGUGACCAUCACGCAUCUUCCCCGCAUUAUUCAAUACCACGAAGCAUUGCCUAUGGUCAGAGGGGGUCCCAUCGAAGUGAUGCGUCUCCGUCACGAUGAUCAGGAAGGCCAAAAAGCUACCUACACGAGCCUUGAGGUCACUUUUCUCACACCGGAGCAAGCUUGGAACUACUUCCAUUGGAUGAGUUCGGCUCCCGUCUACUUCCAGGAAAGGGUUCUCAAAGUUGUGAUGGAGCAGGUACCGCCAUUGCCCAGUGGAGGGGAACUGUUCAGCCGCGACAACUGCCGCGUAUUCACAGCAAUUCCCGGUAGACGUGCGAUGGGGCACAACUGCGCGAGUGUCUCGGAAUUCGUCAAGAGGACCCCUUUACCUCCCGCUCUAACCGAGUAUCUCAAAGCCGACGUCUUCGUACACCAGAUGGACGGUCCUGGUGUUUUCAAAGUUGAAUAUACCAACUUUAGCACUGCGAUCUACGUCAGGCGCUUCCUAACCAUGAACGGGUGGACUACCUGGCCUGCUUUUGAUGUCACGUGCCAACCUAUUGACUCACUUCCCAAGCAGCGAAUCUUCGGUUGCGUGUUGAGCAACUGGGAUUCCCCCCAGUUGUGAGUGGUGGUACUGUGGCCCGGCUGACAAAAAGUUGCGAUUUUCUAGUACGACCAUAAUGUGUUCCGCGGCGGUGGUUCCCCUUGCUCUUUUCCUAGGUAUCUCUCUUUCAUUCUGCUCUGUGCCAUUUGUGAUUUCGGUCCUUGGACUGUUUAAUAAGAAAAGUUCUU